AUGUCAUUGCUUUCCGUGAGCCCGGUCGAUUGCUGUAUCCGAAUUCUAUUUCUCGACGACGAUAAGAACUUGAAAGGUACUGUAGAUGUAGGGUGUGUUUACGUAACGUUGUGAUGGUGUUGAGAUGUCCCGCGGCUUCCUCUGUGAUCGCUGUUGUCGCUUCCAAGCCCUCCCCCCUCUCCAGAAUUCCCAUCUAAAUGCUUUUGAUAGACUGUAAAUUACGGAAUUGCUGCGGGUUGCGUAUGAAAAACAAUGUGGGGGCAAAGGUGGAGGGAGCGGGUCCACUAACCGAAAGGCCCGGCUGAUUUCCGGGUAACCGCGCCGCUCUCGGUCUGGCUCGCAACUCUCGCCGCUUCGGGGGAGUGGCAACAAACGAGUUUUUUGGCGAGGAGCAGACGUUUUUUCCAUUUUUGAUUGCUCGUCGAAAGGUUUCGGGAAAAACAAAAACAUACCCAAAAUAGAGGGUACCUGACCCCGUCUGUUCUAGCCGCCGAUUACGGUCAAUCUUUGCUUAUCAGCCGUCUAACACACACUCAACUCUUACUUUCAGAAGAACCUGUCUACGCCCAUCGUCAAGUGUUGGCCAAGUCUCCCUAUCUGUUCGCUCUCCUCCAACAGUCGUCUCUUCUCAGCCCCUCUAACUUCUCCCUGGACUUAUCACUCAUCGAACGACCGGUCGAUUCUUUCAAAACGAUCCUUGCUUAUCUUUAUACGGGACAACUCGCGGAUUGUGGAGUCAGUCAACAGUCGGUAAGUCGCUUUCCCUGAAUCAUUGGCGUUUUGAAACGAUUGAUCAGAACAAAAGAAGAAAAGAAUCUUAUCAGUAAUUUCCUCCAGCUGACAAACCACAUUGUUUUUUCCGGAAACAAAAAAAUUAAUUAUUGUUCAUGUUAUUCAUCUGUCGUUUUAGCUGCAUUUUCUGGCCAGACUUCUUCAACUACCGGGACUUCAGCGCCAUUUUUCUUUUAAGGAGAUGAGUGACUGUCCAUCCAAGCCGGAGCCCCAAGACUCGGCUGAUACUCCCGAUCUUAAUCCUCUUCAGUUGCCAACUUUACAUCCGGCCUUGUGCGCCGGUAAGUACGAUCUAUUUGUGAAAUUGGGAUGAAAUCUUGUUUCAUUGUUAAUUCCAUUUUACUAAGUAUUCCCAUUUCAGCGUACUUGAGUCUGUUACAAAACCAACAGAACGCCCAAUUACUGCAGGGAUUCCUUCAACAAGCCCAAGCCAAUAUGCAAUUACUGGCCAGUCAGGCACACCCUAGAUCCUCAAUCUUCCCACCGACCCCCAAACCCGUGACCCCGCUAACGGAAAUGCGAAUUUCCGAGUCCGAACAGUAAGUGAUAACGAUGGAAGAGCACAAAACCCUUCUUGGAAUCAAAAAAUGUAGAGAAAUCGAGGGUUACAGCGUCGUCUCUUGUUUUCGUACAAAAGUCCUUGUUCUAUUUCUUGGGCUGGGAAGACGCGAGAGGCCGGGGGAUACCCCCUUUUUGUUUACUGCUUAAAAGGACAGUGAAGAAAUAUCAAGCUCGUCUAGGAAUUCGAAAGUACCCGGAAUCUGGUCAUGUGUUCUCGGGUUACGGUAUUCAAAUUGUGGGAGGUCUGAUUGAUUAAUAAACAUUACAAAAGGCCGACGGGGGCACAACUUGGGCCGACUCUCCGACCACUUUAACUUUGUUUUAAGGCCUCGAAUCAGCUUAGUUAUAAUGGACUUUGGAUUUGGCCAAAGCCGAUUUCUCUAUUUUACAACCCUCAAAAUAUUUAAAUUCGAUGUUUAUUCCUCCUCUCUUCAUAUUAUUUGGGGGCGAGUGAAAUAUCAGCGAAAAAACACAAAGCGGCCUUAAGUCGGAUUUGGGGUGAGGGUGGAGGAUUUGUAAUUUUCUGGGUUUCUUGUUAAGAGGAAGUCCCCCAAACAUUUCACAACUACUCUAAAUCUAGUUGAGCAUUAAUUUAAGUACAUCGCUACUAUAGUGAUUAAAUAUUCGCAUUAGAAGAAGGUAGAAGCACAGACAAUCUCUGCUUAUUACUCAUCCCUCAGUCAUCGGGAUUACUGUAGAUCAUACUUUCCGGAAACGAUCGCUGGGAAUCUGGAAUUGAAAGCAGAUCCGAUGAUGACGCAAGGUCAGAUUCGAAAAAAAGCUCUGCUGGAUUACAAAUAAGCAAAAAUAGCAUCGAUGUGCGUAGACGAUGGCGCGCAACUGAAUUUAACCCCACAGACAUAUGAAUUCUCACACCACAUUUAUUUUUAGAUCCGAGGCCCCGAGUGUGGCGUCAAGUUGUUCGACUGGAUCCAAUAAUCCCCCUUCAGUGCCAUCAUCCUCUCCCACUGAUAACCUCAAUGACAUUUUGGUUCCUUCCAAUGAGAAAGAGGGAUGGUGUCGAAACAAAAAAUACAUCCAGACUGUCCAGAAGGGAUACCGAUGCACGGUCUGCAACAAGGUUUACGGAAGAUACAACUCGGUCUCCUAUCAUGUCACCAUUUAUCAUCGGAAUCCUCCAAUAAAGUGUGAGGAACAGGGCUGCCAGUUCACUACCAGAGAAGCCCGAUACAUCCAUUUCCACAAAUAUUACCGCCAUGGAGUCCCCCUUCCAGAAAGCAUUGAUCUUGGUAAGUUUAAUCAUAUCAUUGGUCUUCCUGGAUCAUCCAUUUCUUGUGCUUUUUUGAUCUUACCAUAUGCUUUCAGCUUCUCGAAAAUGUCCCUUCUUUUCGUGUAAACACGUUAGCAAGAGUCCGGCCAUGCUGGAUAAACAUAUCAACAGACAUGUGGCUGACUGUACCAAGGAUGGGCACAGUUACAAUUGCCCCAAAUGUAACUACUCGACCACUGAACAGAGAGAAAUGUUCUCCCAUUUGAGAGCCCAUCAAUUAGGGACGGAGAUUCCAGAAAUGGGAGGCCCAAUCAAAGGAGUCAAGUUGGAAUGUGAUCAAUGUAACUUCAAGUAAGUGUAACCUGAUCAGAGAUCAUAUUCCAUUCUUUGUAGGGCUACUACUGAAUCCGGAUUGGAAAAGCAUAAGAGUUCAAAGCAUGGCCAAUCAGAGAUGUCCUCCCCUCUCCAAUUCAAUGGAAUCGAUCUGGCCACGGCUCUGAAAUCCCUGCCUGCGUUCCAGAAUAACUUUUUAAGUCAUUUUAACCGUUAA
This is a messenger RNA of Bursaphelenchus xylophilus (pine wood nematode), 3134 nucleotides long. The record is from the annotation of a GenBank genome assembly. NCBI's taxonomy places the organism in Eukaryota, Metazoa, Nematoda, Chromadorea, Rhabditida, Aphelenchoididae.